Messenger RNA from Musa acuminata AAA Group (dessert banana), 1177 nucleotides. RefSeq lists its product as uncharacterized. Bases 1 to 1071 code for a protein of 356 amino acids. The record is from RefSeq and is a predicted model, not a curated record. The transcript has a single exon. Lineage: Eukaryota; Viridiplantae; Streptophyta; Magnoliopsida; Zingiberales; Musaceae.
AUGAAGGCAUCCCUCGAGCUCCGGGAGGAUCGGAGUCCCCUGUUGCGAGCCAAGCUCCCUUUCACCGCCCUCGGCCUCCCUUUCCUCUCUGCCUUCACAGCCGGCGACCCCCGCGACCUCCGCCUCGACCUCAGCACCGCCUUCGACGCCGGCCCCGUCGUUCGCCUCUCCUACCGCCCCAACGACACCCGCAGCCCCGUCUGUCUCGCCGUAAGGAUGGGGACCGGGGCCCUCGGCUCCCCGAUCGCCGCCCCCUUCGGCAUGUGCGCUGAGUUCAACCCCCUCGCAUGGGGCGGAGGCAGCCCCUUCUUCUCCGUCGUUUUCAAGCCCCGCCUCGGCGACUUCUCCCUCAAAAGGAUCGCUCGAUCCGGAUCAGGCACGCCUCCGCCGCAGGCUGGCUUCGGAUCCACAGUUCCGGAGAAUGGUUUCCACGACGGUAAGAGCGUGAACGGGUUCGGCCCCGGGGUCGCCUCCGUCGACGAUGCCCGCAGCCUGCUUUUCGGCACAGAGCUCCGAGCGAGCAGUGUCCUUCCGCUGCGAGGGCCAACGGCCCUGAGGUUCCGCUGGGGGGUAAGGCUGCCGGCGGAGCUCCGCAUCGCGAAUGGCGAGGACCCCGCGGCGGGAGAUGGGAUCUCGUUCCGGAGGCUUCCACAGCUCGUGAUGACUAAGAUCACGAUCGAGCACAUGGUGGAACGUAAUAAGGCACGGGAACAGAAGAGCGAGUCCGCCACCGGGGUGGUGGCCGAGCCGUGGUCGUCGGUGAAGCAGCACCUGGAGGCGUUGAGGGCAGAGAACGGAGUUCUCAAAAGGGACGUGCGGCAGCUUUGUGCCGAGGUCUUCGCGAGAAGGCAGGCCCCGACAUCCGGCGGAGCCCAGGUCAAGGAAUGGAGGGGCGUCGAACGGGGCGGAAAGGCUGAGAUGAGGCCUCCACCACCAUCGGCGCCGACGGAUACCAAAGAUAGGCGAAUCGACGGGAAGUCGCUGCGAACUGGAGUCAAAGCGCGUACGGAGGACGUGAACGAGGAGCUGAAGAAGGCGCUGAUGGCUGCCACCGGCUCCUCCGGGAAGUGAGCACCAACGUCGAACACUUGAUCUGCGCUCAGUGGAAGGUUGUUGAAUUGUAGAUGAGCCGAUAAAUAUGCUACCAUGGUUUUCAAAAUAUACUACCAUGAUUUCA